GGACUUCUUCUCAAGAUCUAUGACAUGGAAACUUCUACAAUGUCCAGCCUUGAUCGGGCACUGCCGUCCACCUUGAGGUUUCGUAUUGUCGAAUCGUAAAGCCUUGCUGAAUCUUGGCAAGGCUGAACUCCAUCGAUAAGGCUGUGUGAUAUCUCAUCCUGCGAAGAGCGACGUCAUACGAACAUUGCCCACAACCAGUUCUCUUUUUAUCACCUUGUCCACCAUUACCUCGAUGAAUGACUAGCCUUUGGAUGAUUCAGCAGCCUGCUGUUCAUCUGUAGGAAUGACGCCAUCACCCUGUUAAUGACAGGUUAUCCUUCUGGUCUCGCCCAUCGCCCUCCACAAUGCCUCUCCAUCUCCUCGGGAAGAAGUCAUGGAACGUCUACAAUCCUGCCAAUAUCGAGCGAGUCCGACGUGACGAAGCAGAGGCAAAAAAGCAAGAAGAGAAGGCAGAGCGCAAAGCGCGGCAGGAUGAAGCGGAUGACCGACUCGCCAUUCUAAGAGGAGAUAAACAAGGCGGACCUACCGAACGGGACAUCGUUGAAGGGUCGGUUGAUCAUCGCAGAUCCAAGAAGCGGAAACUGAUUGGUGAAGAUGACACCGACCGAGACAUUCGAUUGGCGCAGCAAAGCCAAGCGCAAUCCAAUACAUCGCUCCAAUCUACUCUGCAUCGCGGGCAAGGAGACCGAGCCAUCUCUCUGACGGACAAGAAAGGCAACUUUUCGUUAAUCCCCCAGUCCCAAUCCCAGGUUCAGUCUCAACCUAGAUCACGUGUUGACGACAAUCCAACUCACUUCUAUCUCUCUUCCGCUGCCACCGGCCAGACGUCCACCGGCCUCCAUCAGCCAUGGUACAAAAUACCAAAAGGGGAAGACCAAACGCAGUGGGGUUCAACAUCUCCACGUCGCCAGGAACGUGAAGCAGAACGUCUCUCGACUAACGACCCGCUUGCUUUGAUGAAACGUGGAGUGAAAAAGCUACGUGAAUCGGAGCGUGAGAGGCAGCAGUGGCGAGAGCAAAGGGAACGAGAUCUACGAGAGGUGGAGGAUAUGGCCAGGCGAGAACGAAGGAGGAAGGAGAGGCAAGAUCACCAUCACAACCGGGACCAUGAUAGGAAACAACACGGGAGACAUCAUGAAGAUGGCGAAAGCCAUGGGCGCCACCCCCGCCACCAUCGUCGCCAUCAUCAAGCUGUCGAGCAGACCGGCUCCCGAAAGUCAGCGCCAUCCGAUGUCGAAGACCUCGACAGUCUAGAGGAUUUUGAUCUUGACAAGGGACAUUCUCGAGUCGAUCUACCACCUGAUCACGAUCGCCAUAGGCGUAGACGUGAUAAGUCCGACAGGGAGAGGCGUGAUGAUCAGGUGCAAAUGCCCGGCGAGAGUCAUCCUCGUUGGGCAUCGCGCCAUAGCUAUGAAAAGGUUCACAAAACGCAGUCUCAUUAACAAUCUCCAUGGCGUUGCAUGGAAAGGUUAAAUUCUAUUUUCAAUUACAUUCCGAAUGUGAGAAUCAAAACAACGGACGCCAGGACUAAACUAGGCAACCAAAACAAGAUCAAAUGGAUCGAAGCCAAUGAAUCCAAAUCUCAACUCCAGCUACUCGCUGACCUAUGCCAUAUCUUCACCAAAGUCGGUCUAGGCUGAUCGCGCCCGCUUGCCCUGAGGCUCAUGAGGCGGUUCUUCUGCCGCCCCGCGUUUUAAACUCAUAGCGUUCUUAGGGGAAGCCUUGCUCGCGGCCGCAUCUUUCCCACCUGGUUUAGACUGGAGAUCUCCCCACUGACGAGGGAAGCUACCAGAGCCAGACACAGUCGCUUUUUGCAGAUCGUUAUUUUCCACCGUGACUGUGACCGACAAGGUCUGAUUCUCGGAUGUGCCUGGGAUGUCGUCCGCCAAAUACUUUGGGAAGUUGAUUGUUUCGCCAUUAAACUCAACGACAACAGAGAUGAAGGCUUUCCCAGGCGGCGGGCCUUCUCCUUUCUCAGGUUCAGGGUCCUCGUCGCGCUCGUCGUCCUCAUCGUUAUCGCCUUCCUUGUCGCCGUCCUUAUCUCUGGAUGGAUUGGAGGCAGGUGGUUCGGGUAAGUUUGUAUAAGUACUCAACGGAAAUGGUUGUAGCGACAAUUCUUCCAGUGGUGUGACCUCCCUUUCCCCGAUCGUCGCUUGUGUUUGCUGUGCUGU
Messenger RNA from Exophiala mesophila, 2171 nucleotides. RefSeq lists its product as uncharacterized. The coding region runs from base 345 to 1442 and encodes 365 amino acids. The record is from RefSeq and is a predicted model, not a curated record. The transcript has a single exon. Lineage: Eukaryota; Fungi; Ascomycota; Eurotiomycetes; Chaetothyriales; Herpotrichiellaceae.